GUCUUAUCCUGCCCCUCCGUGCUUACUACUUCUGCCACUCCUCCCCUUCUUCUUUUUUCUCUUCUUAACCUUCUUCUCUUUCACCUCCUCAACCUUUCUCCCUCUUCUUCCCCUAUUCAUUCCCAUCCUCGUACUCCUUUGACAUUAUACCCCUCCAUCAUCAUCACAGCUGUCUCUUUACUCCUACAAAAUGGCCGCUCCCGCUUCCAAGUUCAAGGUCGCCGACCUGUCCCUUGCCGCCUUCGGCCGCAAGGAGAUUGAGUUGGCCGAGAACGAGAUGCCUGGUCUGAUGUCCAUCCGCCAGAAGUACGCCAAUGACCAGCCCCUCGCCGGCGCUCGCAUUGCUGGUUGCCUGCACAUGACCAUCCAGACUGCCGUUCUGAUCGAGACUUUGACCUCUCUCGGUGCCGAAGUCACUUGGACCUCUUGCAACAUCUUCUCCACACAAGAUCACGCCGCUGCCGCCAUUGCUGCCGCUGGUGUCCCCGUCUUUGCCUGGAAGGGCGAGACUGAGGAGGAGUACAACUGGUGUCUUGAACAGCAGCUACUCGCUUUCAAGGAUGGCAAGAAACUCAACCUGAUCCUCGACGACGGUGGUGACUUGACUGCCCUCGUUCAUAACAAGUACCCCGAGAUGCUCAAGGACUGCUAUGGUGUCUCUGAGGAGACCACCACUGGUGUUCACCACCUUUACCGUAUGAUGAAGGAGGGUAAGCUCCUCGUCCCCGCCAUCAACGUCAACGACAGUGUCACCAAGAGCAAGUUCGACAACCUCUACGGUUGCCGCGAGUCUCUGAUCGACGGUAUCAAGCGCGCCACCGAUGUCAUGAUUGCUGGCAAGAUUGCCGUCGUUGCCGGCUUCGGUGAUGUCGGUAAGGGAUGCGCAUUGGCUCUCCAGGGAAUGGGUGCCCGCGUCCUCAUUACUGAGGUUGACCCCAUCAACGCUCUUCAGGCUGCUAUGGCUGGCUUCCAGGUUACCACCAUGGAGAAGGCUGCUCCUCAAGCUCAAAUCUUUGUCACCACGACUGGUUGCCGUGACAUUCUUGUUGCACAUCAUUUCGAAGCUAUGCCCAACGAUGCUAUCGUUUGCAACAUUGGCCACUUCGACAUUGAGAUCGACGUCGCUUGGUUGAAAGCCAACGCCAAGAGCGUCCAGAACAUCAAGCCCCAGGUUGACCGCUUCCUCAUGCCCAGUGGCCGCCAUAUCAUUCUCCUGGCUGAGGGUCGUCUUGUUAACCUCGGCUGUGCUACUGGCCACUCGUCUUUCGUCAUGUCCUGCUCUUUCAGCAACCAAGUCCUUGCUCAGAUCAUGUUGUACAAGGCUGAGGAUGCUGCCUUCGGCAAGAAGUAUGUGGCUUUCGCCAAGACCGAGAAGCUUCCCGUCGGUGUCUACGUUCUCCCUAAGAUCCUCGAUGAGGAAGUGGCUGCCCUUCACUUGGCUCACGUCAACGCCGAGCUCACCAAGCUCACUUCCGUCCAGGCUGAGUACCUCAGCUUGCCCAUUGAGGGUCCUUUCAAGGCUGACCACUACCGAUACUAAACUAAUUGUACAUAAUAAUUUGUUGCAUCCCGCCUUUACCGGGUUCGCAUGGGUGUUUUCUGUUUCAACAAGCAUGAGUAUGAGGCAUCAACUGGCGUGGGUAUCAUAAAUUGGGACUGGAGGGUUAAAAAGGUUACAAGGGGCCGGCCGGUCAUACUUUUCAACAAAAGGCGUUGGCUAUUAUAAUGCAUGAUUCCCCUCAGCGUUUGAUAUUUUCUGUAGACACAGAAGAUUUGUGUCGCCAGAUACCGACAGCUACGGAGAGAGCUGUAUGGAGCUCCGUCAACCGGAUCUCAAUAGAUUUGUAGAAGCUACCUUGCUUCAACAACAAAUGAUACAAACUUCGUGUUAUGACGGACAUACUGAAUAUUCUUUUUAUCUUCUCUUGUUAUCAGUGUCCUAAGCCCAAUAUCAUCCAUCAGUGUCACGGUAUCUUGCCAUACAUAGCAAUACAUAGCGUGGGCGAGGAUAAAUUCAGCGUAAUGUCUGAUGAAACAUACUGCUAGGCAGAUAUCCUACACACUUGGUAUACCAACAGACUAAAUCUCUAUUCGUGGCCAUACACUCAUCUCACGGCAUAUUAUCUAAUAAUAAACUCUUACACCAAGAUCUAGCCUCUUGAGACUCAAAACAUACUGCCCACUGAUCUCCUACUUCAUAGUCGAUUUCUUUUCUAAGAUUUUUAUCCAUCUCCUUGUUCUCGCCAUUUCAGUGGGAGUCUCACGGGGAAGUAACUGAGGG
This is a messenger RNA of Xylaria bambusicola, 2281 nucleotides long. Its product is annotated as adenosylhomocysteinase. NCBI's taxonomy places the organism in Eukaryota, Fungi, Ascomycota, Sordariomycetes, Xylariales, Xylariaceae. The record is from RefSeq and is a predicted model, not a curated record. Gene Ontology annotation, cellular component: cytosol. The transcript has 5 exons. Bases 191 to 1540 code for a protein of 449 amino acids. Gene Ontology annotation, molecular function: adenosylhomocysteinase activity. Gene Ontology annotation, biological process: L-methionine cycle.